CUUAUUCUUUUGUACAGUUGAUUUGUAUAACUGAUGGUAAAACAGUAACAAUAUGAUUUAUUUAUUUUUUUAACAGUAACAAUAUGAUGUAGAAGUUGUAUGCUUUCAUUAAUGUAUUUAUAAAAUGAUUGAUAUAUAAAAUUAUUACAUCUUUCUAACUAGUAUAAAUAUAAUUAUAUUUUAUAAUAUAUAUAUAUAUAUAUAUAUAUUUUCUAAUUGAAAAUAAUGAAUAACAUUUAAUUAUAUUUAAAAUUUUGAAAUAAGUUUAAAUAUUUAAUUGUAAAUUUACUUAUUUUUUAAAAUAUAAAUAUAACUUUUGGAUACAAACAUAAUUUUGAUACUAUUAAAUAAAAUAAAUAAAUUGUUUUUAAUUUUUAUAUUGUUUUAAUGCAAAUGCUCUACUAAAAUUUCCAUAUGAGAAUGUUGAACAAAAUGUACUUAGAGAGUAUUUGCAUCUUCUAAGUCUUUUUCUAAAUGAUUUUUUAAUAAUUUUUGAUUGGAUAAUAAAAAGUAUAAUGUUUUUGCAAAUUUUUGCCAAUCAAACCUUUAAUACAAACAAUAAAAACGAAAUCAGCAUAUCCAUUUACACAAACAAUUCCUUGGGGAGAUGACCAUAACCACACCAAAGCUCCUUUGAACAAAACAGCAUAUCCAUUUCCUUUCGUAUCAUCAUCAUUAUGGUUGUAUACAGACAGUAUAUAGAUGACUUUUGUUUUCUUUUAAGCCUAACUCGUCCACGAGAAUAGCUAGUGGGCUAGUGGCCAUGUGGAGAACCAAGAUUUAUAAUCUACUUCAACAUUUAAGCAAAAAAUAUAUAUAUACAUUUAAGCAACUUUUUGAACGAUCUUCCGAUCAUUUUUCGUCCAUGGCUUCCUAUUAUUCAUUGUCUAUUCUUGAUACGCUGUUCAUAUAGUCAUAUGCUGUCAAUCUGUCAUUCAUACUACUACAUCUAAUAUCUUAACUACACAUGUUUAAGAUCAAACUCAGUUCAUGAAAAACAUGUAGCUACAUUUUAACUAUACAAUUCAAAAAAAAAUCAAUAUAUUUUGCAAUACAUAUGAAAUCGACUUAGAAAACAAAAUAGCCCAUAAGCACGUAUGGUUUCAUUUUCAUAUUAUUUUCAAUUACAAAGAAUAUUGAAUGAAAGUGUUUAAAAAAAAGAAUAUGGAGUGAAAUAAAUCACUCUUGUAACUUAUCGUUCAAAUAAAAAAUACGUAAAAUUCAAACCAAGUUAGCCAUAUAAAUCACACUAGCAAGUAGUAACCAGUAAAAUGUUUCCCAUCACAUUAAACACGUCCGAAACAGAUCGCAUAUAUCUCAUUUUAUUCGACCGUACACGACUAUUUACGCACACGAAAAUGAGGUUAAAAAUUUGAUGGACUUUUUGUUGUUGAUGUGCUGGACCAUAAUAGCACGAGACUACAUGUGUUGCACUUCCACCUCGUCCCCUGUCAGAUUUAUUAGGCGCAAAUUUUAACAAUGAAACCAUUGUUCAUGUAUAUAUGUCAAGUUCAAACAAUACUAAGCCCGUCAAGCUCAAAAAGAAGUAACAUAUCAAGUUAGAUGAACUUUAAACUUAAGAACAAUUGACACUAAGUAGAUUUGUCAUAUUUUUUUUAUAUAUUAGUUCUUUAAUUCUCCAAAUACCAAUUUGAGAUUUCAUUCAUUAACAUAACACACAGUAUAACUUAUAUACUAAUUUAUUAUCUUAAUGUCACCAUUACGUACAUAACUUAGGAGUAUAGACGUAAUAUUCGUAAUACAAGGUUCAAUCCACCACCCGAUCCGAUAUUUAAACAUUAAGGUGGUUUUGAUCCGCAUUUGGAUCCAGAUAAUAAAAUCAAGAACUUUGGAUGGGUUAUAACCCAAGCCUUAAACAAAACUAGUUUAAACAAAACUACUCGUAGGAAAAACAAACAAAUUUAGAUUUUUAUUUUCUGAAUUCAUCAAAUUGCAUAAUCCGAAUAAUAAGGACAGCACUACACUAUCAUGUGAAUGAACAAAAGUAAGGUAAUACUUUAUUACACCACUGGACAUUCACAGUUUUCACGAAACCAAACCAAAAGAAUCUGAUGUCGACGGAAAACAAAAGAAUGGGUCACUUUUAAAAUUUCCUUAUUUUCGUCAAAUGUAGUACACAGGGAUUGUUUGUGUCACAGAAGGAAAUAUUGUAGCCACUUGCAUAUAAAUAGACUACAAAGGUGAUUAGAGAGCAUCUCCUGUCCAACUUGCGAACUCAUGCACACUAGGAUCCGGUUUUUCUUUUCUUUUUGAGGUUAAUUAAUAUUGAACCACAAUCAUCAUGUUUACAUAGAGAAGUUAUGAGAUCUUACUUGUCGCAUAAUGGCGGUUGCAUAACAUGUUUAUAUCACUAUGUUUUUGUUUGUUAUACGUUUCUCUAGUAUUUUCCCUAAUAUAAAGAGUAACUUUUUAUUAAAUGUAACAUUGAGUUGUUUUUUUUAUUUCUAAAGAGGCCUAUGGAUUGGAAAAAAAUGUUAGUCAAUAGACUUGUUUGAACUCAGCUGAUUAUAAACCACAAGUGUGAUCCCUCUUAUGGCAAAACAGCACCUUUGUCUCACUCUUCUUACCAAACACUUAAACAAGCAAAAGGAAUCGUUUUUUUUUCUUGUAACUUUUGUUUUUCACAAUUCCAUAAUUUAUCCUUUAUAAAAAGUGACUCUUGUGAGUCUCAACAUUUACAGCAAUUGACUCAGCAUUUUAAUUUACAACAUUCACCAAUGGAAAACUCAAACAUUGAUUCAGAAGUUUUCUCUUGGUUUCAGAACCAGAACCAAAACCAUUGCCUUAAGUUUCAUUCUUCUUGCUUUCCUCCGACCUCUCAAUCUGCUCUUUAUGGAUCUAGCUCAAUGAGCAACACGGAGACCAACACUGUGGACGAAGACGACGUCUGUGAGAGCUACAAGAUGCGUGAGACAACCAAGAAACGGAAGCUGACACCAAUCCAAUUGUGUUUACUAGAGGAGAGUUUCGAAGAAGACAAACGACUCGAACCAGACAGGAAGCUCUGGCUGGCCGAGAAGCUGGGUUUGCAGCCGACCCAAGUCGCUGUAUGGUUCCAGAACAGAAGGGCUAGGUUCAAGACAAGACAGCUAGAGCUCGACUGCGACUCUCUUAAGGCUAGCUAUGCUAAGCUCAAGACUGAUAGGGACAUUCUCUUUCGACAAAACCAAGCCCUCGAGAACAAGGUUGCUCUUCUCAAAGAGAAGCUGCAAUUCCAAGAGAAACUCGAAACUCAGUCUAUGGAAGCCGAGAAGCUUGGGGAAGAAGGUAGCUCGGUGAAAAGCGAUAAUACGCAGUACACUGAAGAAGAAGAAGGCUUGGGAAGUAAUCAAUACAGCUUCCCGGAGCUUGCAGCUCUCGGAUUCUACUAUGACCCAACAAUGAGUGCUUCAAAUCUAGGGUUGUGAGCUUGUAACACUCUAGGUCUACAUCCCGUGUGGCCCAAGAUAACUUAUCUGCUUCUUUCUUUUUCUUAGGGUUCAUAUUGAGGCGAAAUAAACGUUGAAUAUUUUCAUGGUUGGUAAUAAAAAAUUUAUGAAUAAAGAUAUUAAUUUUCUUGCAA
Messenger RNA from Brassica rapa (field mustard), 3583 nucleotides. RefSeq names its product homeobox-leucine zipper protein ATHB-54. Gene Ontology annotation, molecular function: DNA-binding transcription factor activity, RNA polymerase II-specific; sequence-specific DNA binding. Gene Ontology annotation, biological process: positive regulation of DNA-templated transcription. The record is from RefSeq and is a predicted model, not a curated record. NCBI's taxonomy places the organism in Eukaryota, Viridiplantae, Streptophyta, Magnoliopsida, Brassicales, Brassicaceae. Gene Ontology annotation, cellular component: nucleus.